AGAAAGUUAGGGAUGAACAUAAACAUAUGGAGCUGCAUUUUGUUGAGAGUGAAGGAGAUUUAGGGGCAAAAGGAAAAAGGUUGGGACAAGAGAAAGAAGGGUCAAACAAUAAAUAUUCCUGCCUGAGGACAAAACAUCAAAAGAUAAAGAUGAUAAAAUAACAAAGAACAAAGUGAGGAUUAGCCAGGCAGCUCCCACAUGAGUGGAGACCUUUGUUUUCUGUGUGGAAUCUGAGGAAAAGCUCAGGGCUGGGGCUGAAGGAGGAAGAGGAAACUAGAUGGGACGAGAGGGAGAAAGAGAGAAAGGAAGCAGUCUACUGUUUCACACACGGGUGGUAAAGUUGAGUCCUGACUAGAAUUCUCCUGGUUAUGUGCGCCAUCUGGAAUGUCGAGUCACUUCCUGUGUCUGCCCUGCACUUUAAUAGGGUUGUCCUCUGCCUCUCUGGUUCCCUCCCUCUGCUCUGACAGUACUCUGGAGAACUGCUGGAGAUCACACCAGCGCAGAUGGGACUCUUAUGACAAGACACACAGCAGCACACAACCAUCCAGCAUGGAAGUGAGUGCCCUGGAGCAGCCCGCAUCCAAGCAGACACGCUCUAAAUGGAAUCUUGGCCUGGAAGAAGCAAAGACAACUGCAGUUAUCAGCUAAACUUUUUGGAGGGUGUUCCUAUUUCCUUAUAUGGCAACAAAACUGAAAAAUCAUUUGAAUUAGUCUGGUUUCUGUUGCAUGCCUGUCUGGUUUUAGUGCUGACUGAGUUCCAUCUGGUAUGCUUCUGUCUCUGCUGUGUGCGUGUGUGAGUGUGUGUGGGCGCCUUCUAUGCGGCUUGACUUGUUUCUUUCUGUCGUUGUGGUUGUUCUUUUCGUGUUGUUUGUAUGUGGGUUUUUUGUUUUGGGACAAGGGGAGGGCUUGUGUUAGUGGUUAAGGUAGAGGAACUGUCAGUUCCUCAGAGGUAGCUGCUUCAUUCAGACUCUGCACCACCUCUUGUUGUUUUGCCUUUACCCCCUUUUCUCUACCUCUCUUGCACUGCUGUUCUGGUCUGUGUCUGAGUAGCAUGCUGCAGUAACUUGCAACCAAAAGCUGAAACGGGGCUGAAACACGAGGAUAUUUAUAGAAAGAUGGACUGGAGUUUUUGUUGAGGAGCAGGCUCACAAUCAGUUGGAUGUUUUUUCUUUCUUCCAGUUCAACAGGAUGCGUGACCCAGGAAGUUUUAACUAACAAAGACAAGGCAUUGAUAUGCCUGUUUGACACUUUGAUCAUGAAGAAAAGGAUUAUGGGAAUUUCUUAAUCUAUACCACUCAGCAUCCUCUGACAACUUGAGUGACAGACUGCCAGCAUGAUGCUGUCUGAACAAGUCUGAUACAGUUAAAUUGUGCUAAACUUGCCUUAUGUCAAGUUCAUCACCUCAUGUGGAUUAUUUUUAUGAAUAUAUCUCUCAACAUUGAUUACCAUGGCUACGGCAGCAUGGUAUCAUCGUGACAUCAGCCGUGUGCAUGCAGAGGACUUGUUGGCACGGGCAGGGAGGGAUGGCAGCUAUCUGGUGAGAGACAGUGAGUCUGUGCCUGGAGCCUAUGCACUGUGCCUACUGUUCCAGCGUCAUGUUCACACCUAUCGAAUACUUCCCGAAGCAGACGGCCUUCUAGCUGUUCAGACAACGCAGGGGGUGCAAGUGAACUGUUUCCGGACACUGGAGGACUUGGUGUUGGGGUACCAGCAUCCCCACAAAGGCUUGGUCAUUCCUCUGCUCUACCCUGUUCCUCGGGAUACAGACAAUGGGGAUGAGAGCUCUGAUGAUGAAAAGCCACCUCCAGUUCCAGCCUCUGUCAAUGCAGGUGCUUUCACAGGACCACCAGCAAAAGCAGCCGCUCAUGGCCUAUUCCUGGAUAAGUUGCAUGAGCUGAAUCCAUCCAAUACUGCGGGUGAGGUGAUUGCUCUACUCAAUGACUACCUCUUCAGUGAGCUGCCUCUUGACAUUGAGAAUGUGCAUAAAGGGGCAACAACUCUAUGCCACCUCAAGCGCACUUUGUGGUCUGCCUGCCGAGGUGUCAACAGUGAGAUUGACCUGACUCUCUCAAGUCUGGAAACCCUGGCCAAGGUCUUUGAUCAUCCUAGCUGCUCUUUAACACACACCAAGGCACAGGGUCCAGAGAUGGAGAUAGACACCUUGUUGUGUAAGAUUUCAGCAUUGGUCAGCCUCCUUACUUCGCUGGAGAAAAAGGUAUUAAAAGCACUACAAGAUGCAGUGACCAACCAUAAUCUGGCAGUGCAGCCUAACCCACCCCCUCCUGAUCCAACACCUGCCACUAUAACACCGGUAAAGAACCAAGCCAGACAGAUGCCAGUCCAUACCUUCCAGGUAAAGAUGGCGAGGUAUGGCAGACAGACAGUUUCUGUUGAUGUGGACACAGGAGUUCUGCUUUUUGACCGGAAGUCUGGUUCAUUUGGAAUAGAAAGGGUCUCACAUGACAGAAUCCUUCAGAUUGUCAAGUUCCAGAGCAGUCCAGCCAAGAUACGCAUGAUUGUUGACAGCCACCACAACAUACCACGAGAGAUGACAUUUGAGAGUGCACGGAAAUGUGACUCCUUCUGCACACUCCUCCAGCUGAUGAAAACCAGGCACUCUCAGCUGAGUGAACCCGACAUGGUCUCUGUGUUUGUUGGUACCUGGAAUAUGGGUGGCUCCCCUCCUCCUCACAGCCUGCAGUCAUGGGUGACCUGCUGUGGUUUGGGACAUACCCCUGAUGAGUCGAUCGCCUUGCUGCCACAUGACAUCUAUGCUCUGGGGACCCAAGAAAACCCUCAGGGGGAGAGAGAGUGGACAGAGCACAUCAAAGCAACCCUUCGCAGCUAUACUCACAUCGACUUCAAACAAGUGGCAGUACAGUCCCUCUGGAAUAUGAGGCUGGCUGUGUUUGUAAAGCCGGAGCAUGAGAGUCGCAUCAGCCACGUGAACACAGCCAAUGUAAAGACUGGCUUGGGGAACACACUAGGAAAUAAGGGAGCUGUUGGGGUGUCGCUCCUCUUCAAUGGAACAUCUUUUGGUUUUGUUAACUGCCACCUGACCUCUGGAAGUGAGAAAGUCUUGAGGAGGAACCAGAACUUUCUGGACAUCCUCAGGCUGCUCUCUCUAGGUGAUAAACAGCUCGGUGUCUUUGACAUCAGUCUGCGCUUCACCCACCUAUUCUGGUGUGGAGAUCUCAACUACAGACUUGACUUGGAUGUACAGGACAUCCUGAAACAUGUGUCUAAAAGAGAGUUUGAGGAGCUCAUGUGUGCAGACCAGCUAACCCGAGAGAGACACAAGAGGAAGGCCUUUUUUAGCUUCAAGGAAGAGAAGAUUGCAUUUCCACCCACCUAUCGGUAUGAACGGGGCUCCAGAGACUGCUACCUAUGGCAAAAGUACAAGACUUCAGGAGUGCGAGUCAAUGUUCCAUCAUGGUGUGACAGGAUUCUGUGGAAGUCCUACCCAGACACACACAUCAUCUGCACCACUUAUGGUUGCACAGAUGACAUCUUCACAAGUGAUCACUCACCUGUUUUUGCCACGUUCCAAGUGGGAGUGACGUCACAGUUAAGCUCCAAAACAGAUCCAAGUGCCAACAUGGAGAGGGCCUGGAUAGAGCUCGAAGGCAUCGAGGCCAUUGUGAAGACGGCAAGCAAGGCGAAGUUCUUCAUUGAAUUUCAUUCAUCUUGCCUUGAAGAGACACGGCGCUCAAGUGAGAAUGACUCGCAGAGCUGUGAUGUUCCUGGGUUUCUCAAACUAGGCUGGUCCUUCAAACAACUGCCAAAGCUACUUCCAGUCAUGUCUGACAUGGAGUAUCUUCAGGAUCAGCACCUGCUCUUGUCUGUCAAGUCAUGUGAUGGGUUUGAGUCAUAUGGUGAAUGCUGUGUGGCUCUGCGUUCACUCACUGGUGCAUCAGAGCAGUUUGAGACAUUUCUAAGUCACCGAGGCGAGGAGAUGGGCUCCAUAAGAGGACGGGUCAGGGUUCACGUGCCCAAAGAUAGGCGAGAAAGGCGGGAGAAGAUCUACGAGUGGUUCUGUUUUGAGAAAGAUGAUAGAUGUCCUGGGAUGCGACAUAUGUCUCCUGCAACUACACAGGUGCCAGUAAACAGGUCAGCUGCAGUUCCUCCCAAACUAACUUCCAGCAGCUACACCAACCCAGCCUACUUCAUCUUUGAAGGCUUGUCAGUAGCACGCAGAGUGGAGGAGGCUCUUCCCCAGCAAAGGGACCCUCAGGUGAUCUGGUCUGGGAAUGAGGCCUUGCAGCUUCCAAAAAUCUCAGGACAUCAAGGCUUUGACCGGAGACCCUGUCGUAGAUCAGACUUUACAGAGAUUGAAAUUCCAGCCGUUCUGCCCCAGUACAAUCCAACCAGUGACCUUCACAUACCCCAAAUCAACUCCUCUUAUCAGCUUUUCCCAGCUAAAAACCAGUCUCCCAUACCUCCACCCUCAAGUAAUGCCCUCUCACAGUACCAGGAACAGACAUCACAACCAAGAGACAAAUAUCAAAGUAAAACUAUUUUUCAAAACUCCAUACUGCCUGAGAAGAACCUGAAGAACUUGUAUAUGAACCACUCAGCAAUCAUCAGGGAAAAAAACAGAAGGGAUCAGCAUCAUCUUCUCCCAGAAAGGACCAAUCCUGUCCAUGCAGCCAAGGCGCCGUCUGCUUUCCUGUACUCCCCCACACGCUUAAUACACUGUAAGAACUCUGUUCCCUGGAUAGUGGAUCAGCAGCCACCUACAGGGGACAGCUCCCUCACUGCUUUGCAAAUUGCUAAGUCCCUCAGCGAAGUUGACUUCUUUCCCACAGAGAAGAGAAGCCCAUCCAUACCCAACCAGGCACUGUGUUAUUUAAAUGGCCCUUCCAUGCAUGCAGAUAGAGGCUACAGCUGGGAGAAAGAGGUGUCUGUCCUCCAAGGUGCACCAGAGACCGUACAGGAACUUCUCAGUACCCUAGGUCUUCAGAAAUACACCCUGGGACUCAGCCUCAAUGGCUGGGAUGAUUUGGAUUACUUCAGUGGCAUCACUGAUGAGGAUCUUCGUGCGGCCGGAGUGAUGAACCCUUCACACCGACGCAGGAUCCUCGAAAAUCUGCCCAGGAACUGGAACUGACAUGUAGAGAUAACAAACACUGAGCCUUGUUGUCUGCUCAGUUUAAACUGGAAGAACUGUUAGAACCGAGACCUGAAUGGAGGACGGAUGGAUCAUAUCAGUCGGACUUUUACACAGCCCUGCCAUCUUUUCAUUUACUUGAUUAAUAUCGUAACAAUAGUUUGUGUCAACGCAACAAAGGGAACAUUACGCAGGAAGCACUUGUUGCACUGUUCGCCGAGUCAUCAGACAAUGAAAAGGUGUGUGGUAUAAAUGGAAAACCCUAAUAUAUAUCUCCAGUUACUGCCACAUAAACAAAUAUUGAUCCUGCCAUAAAGGUCUCAUUGAUUUUGUUUUAAAUGAUUGUUUAAUUACUAUAAAAAUAUAGUCCUUCAAUUUACAGUGUUCACUCGGGACAGAUGUUUGCCAUUCAUCUUUAUCCCUUCAUCUCUGUGCUCUCUGUCACUCUGCUAUUUUUGAGCCUGGAUCUGAGUUUGUAAAAGCCUUCUAUGAAAUCCGUGGAGCGUAAAACCUGUAAUUGUACAUAUCUACUAGAACACUGUCUGUAAAGUUUAUAGAAGGACGUGCCACAUCUCAUUUUGUUUACUGUCUCAUACUGUUGCUAUCAUGCCAAGUAAUCAGUACCUGUGUCCCCUGUGCAUGUUUUUUUGCAUCCUUUAUAACAUAAAGUGCAUAAAGGAGCUUUUGACUGUCACUAAACUAUCACAAGUUUUGUUUCAUGCUGUUGAGAAGGGGCAGAAAAACAGAAAUAUCUCAUGCUGCCUCCAUUGGAGUGUUCAGAUCACAUCUUCACAUUCUUCUAAUUGUGUAAUGUCACUUAGAAAUGAGGUGUAAUGAUCCAAUACUGCAAUACAUAUGGGUGAUUUUUGUGAAGCAGGUGCCUCUACUAUAAGUAGGAAUUUUGUAAAACCAGAUAUACAACUAACAUGAUUUUACAGUUCAUUUUAAUUUAACUCUCAAAUAACUCUUAAAUACUGCACUCACUGUCUUUUUACUUGUAGUAUUUGGUUGGGGUAGUUACUUAUUAAGACAUGACCAAAUACACCUCUGUGGACAGCAGACGUGUCACUGACCUCUGAAUGAAUCACCUACUGGGUGUUUUUUAUGUGUGUUUUGAAACUCACAUUGAAUUGAAACGGAUUUAAAUUGACUGACACAGUAGAUGGUUGGUGAUUGUGAUUUGUUUUUAGGAAAUGCAUGUGUUUUGACUACAUUAUUUACAACAGAAAUUGUCCAAUAUUUUGGGAAAUAGGCGUUACUUAUGAGGUCUCACGUGGUUGCCUGCCGUGUUCAUAGUGAUGACAAGACUCUAGAAUUGUUAGUGCACCUGCCAGGAAAUAGUCUAAUUCUAGUUUAAACAAAGGAGGUGCUACAUGUUAAUUAGUGAGCUUUCAGGGGCUGGUAGGCAGAACUGGUUCUUCGGACAAAGCCUGCCUUGCUGUUUCCUGCUGUUUUCAGUCUUUGAUAACCGAUUCCCGGCAGUAGCUUCAUAUUUACCGUACACUCUUGGGAGCAGUAUCGAUCUUUUCAUCUAAUUCUUGGCAAGAAAGCAAAGAUGUGUUCUUUUCAAAAUGUUGAACUUUUCCUUUAAUAACUUACAUAUUC
Molecule: messenger RNA, 6715 nt
Organism: Monopterus albus (swamp eel)
Lineage: Eukaryota; Metazoa; Chordata; Actinopteri; Synbranchiformes; Synbranchidae
Gene: inppl1b
Product: inositol polyphosphate phosphatase-like 1b
Exons: 27
Coding region: 1448-5110 (1220 amino acids)
Biological process (GO): negative regulation of insulin-like growth factor receptor signaling pathway; regulation of immune response; phosphatidylinositol dephosphorylation
Cellular component (GO): cytosol
Molecular function (GO): inositol-polyphosphate 5-phosphatase activity; protein binding
Source: RefSeq, a predicted model, not a curated record